GUCAAUCUUUUUGCAGCAAAAUCGCGCCAUGUUUUUCUCCUUUUAGUCGAACCAACCUGUUGCCGAGUGUGUUUGUGUUUGUGUCGCCGCCGCGAUGGCUUGUAUCACAACCUGUUGUAAACUCUUGCUGUUUGUCGGGAUCGUGGGCCUGGCGGGGCUGCUGGUGAACCAUUGGCUGGCCACCAAGCAGUAUCUUUUCAACAAAGACGACAUUGCCAAAUUGGCCAAACAACACGCGGGGCAAGACCAUGAGCAGGCAUACUCCAAACUGGUGGUGGAGCUCAGGAAGAGGUAUCCUGGCCACAUCCUGCCUGAUGAAGACCUGGAGUGGGUGUUCCUGAAUGCUGGAGGCUGGAUGGGCAGCAUGUGUGUCCUCCACGCCUCACUUACGGAAUACGUGAUCCUGUUUGGUACUGGGAUCGACACAUCGGGACACUCGGGUCGCUACUGGGCAGAGAUUUCAGACACAAUCAUCUCUGGCUCCUUCAGAAAGUGGACAGAGGGAACCACAAAGAGUGAACUUUUCUAUCCUGGUGACACCGUGAUGCACGGUAUGGGCGAGGCUGCGGCCGUCCAGUGGUCUGCUGGGACGUGGAUGGUGGAAUACGGUCGAGGUUUCAUCCCGUCCACUCUGGGUCCGGCUCUGGCAGACACCAUAUUCAGCACCCAGGACUUUAUCACCUUGUACCAAACCUUCAAAGUCUACUGCAAGUCCAUGGUGCUGGAGAUGGGAACCAUGUUGGCCGAGGCCGGCGUGUUCUAAAGGCAAGUGGUGGUGCGACCCAAAGUUUGGACACCUGCACUGGAACAGUGACGUCGGAAGUUGUCGACGUGUUGUUUUGUCUUCGACGUCUGGCAAUGGAGUAAAUUCUUACCGUGUGAUCACUUUCACUGUAGAAUGAACGAUAAUUUAUAUGCUUGACUUCACCAACUGACGGCAAACUAUAUCAACGCAAAACUUUUUUUUCCAAACCACUCCCUCCUACAUGAAUCUCUAACAGCUACUGUUUCUUCCACUACAAGAGCAUUCCUUCCUAAGCUCCCUCCCCAGUUGCACAAGCAGACAAUAAAGCCUUCAGGUGCUAACAAAACAGACUUGUCUUAGAAACUGGUUUUAAAAAAUGAAGCACAAAAAUCCUUUCAACAAUUGUUCAGUGUGACCUUUUUCUGAUUGAGUUGCAUUUGUUUCUGUGAUUCAAGAAACAGGCUGUUGCUGAUCUUCCUGCUUUGAUUAGUUGGACUGUUUAACAAUGUUAGUUAUGUCUUCUGUUACUUUUUCUAAAGAUGUGGUCUGUGCACCUCGCUGAAUCAGAUUUGGAAAACCUUUGCUACAGUUCUCAACCCAGCAUCUCAUCUAUGUUCAAUGAAUUUCGUAUUACAUCUGAUUCUCCUCAUAUCCACAUUUUUAUUUGAAUGUAUUCACCAAUACUAUAACAACUUUUCAGACUGACGUCAGAUUCUGUACGGUUUGUGUGUGUCUGGAAGGAAUAAUGAACGUGGACUUUGAAUGGUCUUGAGCACAUAUGCAAAGUAUGGGAAUAAACAUUUUUGAAAAGUA
Nerophis ophidion (straightnose pipefish) is the source of this 1558-nucleotide messenger RNA. RefSeq names its product sigma non-opioid intracellular receptor 1 (gene sigmar1). Gene Ontology annotation, cellular component: endoplasmic reticulum. NCBI's taxonomy places the organism in Eukaryota, Metazoa, Chordata, Actinopteri, Syngnathiformes, Syngnathidae. The record is from RefSeq and is a predicted model, not a curated record. The coding region runs from base 95 to 763 and encodes 222 amino acids. The transcript is spliced from 5 exons.